Messenger RNA from Solanum lycopersicum (tomato), 1755 nucleotides. RefSeq names its product tRNA-specific adenosine deaminase TAD1. Gene Ontology annotation, biological process: adenosine to inosine editing; RNA processing. Gene Ontology annotation, molecular function: double-stranded RNA adenosine deaminase activity; tRNA-specific adenosine deaminase activity; double-stranded RNA binding. The record is from RefSeq and is a predicted model, not a curated record. Gene Ontology annotation, cellular component: cytoplasm; nucleolus. NCBI's taxonomy places the organism in Eukaryota, Viridiplantae, Streptophyta, Magnoliopsida, Solanales, Solanaceae.
AAAUAUUAGGCCUCUUUUAAGUUUCUUUAGGCCUGUCACUGAAACUAUGGAGACUGCCGGAGAAACGGCGCAAGCUCCGUCUCCAGCACCGGAGAAACAGUGGGGUGAGAAAGUAUCAGAAGCAGUGCUCUCGGUAUACCACCGUCUACCGAAGAAAGGAAAACCUCAAGGCCGUGAAGUCACUGUUUUGGCUGCUUUUCUUGUAUCUUCACCUUCACAAGAACUGAAAGUGAUUUCGCUGGGAACGGGAACAAAAUGCAUAGGCCGUUCGCGACGGAGUUCGAAUGGAGAUGUUGUGAAUGAUUCGCAUGCUGAAAUUAUCGCAAGAAGAGCUCUACUAAGGUACUUGUAUUCAGAGAUUCAAGAUGUUUACAAUAGUCAUGCACGUAGCAAUGGAAGUGUGUUAUGUGAUGAUGUGGACAACUUCAUGUUCCAUUUGGAGAGUGAUGGUUUAGGAACAAAAAAAUUGAAAAUGAAGCGCGGGUGGCAGUUACAUUUGUACAUUUCACAAUUACCCUGUAGUUUCUUUGCAGGUGGAGUUGCCUCACCAGGUUCAGAGCUUGCUUUAUUGCAUGAUAGUCCUGCAAAGAAUGGGGACAUGAUGUGCCCAUCUAUGCAACUUAGUUAUUCAAAAGGGGACUCGUCGGGAUAUACUGCUAUGAAUGAUGGUUCUUUCCCCAUACCCCUUGGUACAGUCAUGCGAAAACCUGGCCGUGGAGAUACAACUUUGUCAGUCAGCUGCUCUGAUAAAAUUGCCCGUUGGAACGUGGUUGGUGUACAAGGAGCUCUACUUUCUUACUUCUUGGAGCCAAUUUAUAUUUCUUCUGUGACCAUUGGACAAUCCCAUAUAGCUUCAAAAACCUCUAUUAUUGAAGAUGAAGUGAUGAGGGCUACAUACGAGCGUAUCUUACCAUUGUCCAACAAGUUAAUGGAUCCAUUUCAAGUAAACAAGCCACUUGUCUUUGUUGCGUCAAUUCCACCCGAGGAGUUUCAACAUUCUGAAACUGCUCUGACUACUUUAACAUGUGGGUACUCCAUAUGCUGGAACAACUCUGGAUUGCAUGAAGUCAUUCUUGGAACCACUGGCAGGAAGCAGGGCACUUCUGCAAAGGGCGCUAUGUCUCCUUCCACCGAGUCUUCUUUAUGCAAGAAGCGCCUUUCGGAAUCCUUCUUAUCACUGUCAUGUAAUUGCUUAGGUGAACAUGCUUUCGUUGGGAACUCUUAUCGAGAACUAAAGGAUAAGUCGCAAGAAUAUAAUGUAGCUUCAGAAACCUUUAAAGGAAGUUCAAAUUUCAAGAACUGGUUUCUGAAACCUCAAGAUUUUGAGGCCUUCUCAUUCAUGGCUCCGUGAGUUUAUUGCAAGUGAUUCAGAAGAUAUUGAGUCUUGCUGGGACAAUGGUGGAUCUGUGAAUGAUUUCGACAGCUAAAAACGCUUAACAUGGUCCAUGGGUGACAUGAUUUUGCUUCAGAGGCUGAUAAUUUGAGCCCCUUCUGGGCUAACUCCAUUGAAUUGACAGGGGAAUUGCUGAAAUCAUCUGAUUCAUGUUUUUGCUUUGUUGAAGUGUCUGUUAGUUUUGUGUCUUUUAGUGAGAAUGAAGCUACGUAAUUAGGAUGUCUCAGACUAAUACUUAUAAAAUUUUUAUACUACUCAAUACUCUUCUUGGAGGAAGACAUAACAUUAUAUUGUGUUGGAACUUCACAAUGGCGUUCUCAAGAUAUUCAUGACCAUUUAGGAAAAGUAGAUGAUUAAAAGAA